UUGUUACACUGGAAGAAGAUGGCUGCUGCUCCGACUUUUUUUCAAUGAAGACACUGAAAUUUCCUUUACAUUUCUUUCUUGCGUUGGAGUUACAGUCAUCCGCUAUGCAACCUAAUAGGCAAGUCCGUCCUUUGUGUUGAAACGCGUGUUGCAUCGUCGGCACGGGACUCUAAUUAUAUAAACGCCAGAUAAUAACUUGCACAUCUCCAUGGAACAGGCUAGCAUGCUAACGAUAGCCACAUUAGCCACCACCAUCAAAGAGCUUGUUGCUGUGUCAAGCCAAUCGCACACCUCCGAUCGCUGUGAUCUCAGUGGUUUCGCUCUCCGCUAGACAAGCGCGGGUUUUUUUCCGGGACGUUUGGUUGAUUUGCCAUUCACCAUAAUACCAUUAUUGUAAUGAUAAACCUAUUUCUGAUGAAUUGAACAACUUGUCUAAAACUAUUAUGUCUCAGAACGCUUUCAUCGAAGGCUCGUCAAGCUGAAACUGACAUCCGAGUUGACCCAAUAGCCAGGCUGUCUCGGAUGCAACGAGUGUAACUUCUUCCAGUCUGCACCUGGCGUAUGGAUGUUCAUAACUUGCACUGUGGUCCGCCACAGGGUGUGAAUGAUUUCAUUAGGAAGGUGACAGUGUGGGGCUGAAAGGACAGCAUCGUCUACCGACCCUCGCCUUGCAACUGGCGGUGGACCACAAUGCAACAAGUUUUAGAAUAUGCAUUGGAUCGAGCCGAGUACAUUGUUGAAAGUGCUCGACAACGACCUGCCAAAAGAAGAAUUGUAUCUGGUGGCAGAAAAAGUUUGUAUCAGAAACUCUAUGAGCUGUACCUGGAGGAGUGUGAAAAAGAGCCUGAGUUAAAGAAUUUGAGAAGAAAUGUGAAUCUACUGGAGAAGUUGGUGUCCCAGGAGUCGGUACCCUGCCUGGUGGUCAACCUGUAUCCGGGCAAUGAAGGCUACUCCCUCAUGCUCCGCGGCAAGAAUGGAUCUGACUCCGAGACGAUCCGGCUGCCGUAUGAAGAGGCGGAGCUGCUGGAGUACCUGGACUCCGAGGAGCUGCCCCCCAUCCUGGUCGACCUGCUGGAGAAGUCCCAGGUGAACAUCUUCCACUGUGGCUGCGUGAUCGUCGAGGUGAGGGACUACCGACAGUCUGGCAGUGCCAAGAUGCCCUCCUACCAGAGCAGACACAUCCUGCUCAGACCCACUAUGCAGACUCUGAUCUGUGAUGUCCAUGCCAUGACCAGUGACCACCACAAAUGGACACAGGACGAUAAGCUCCAGCUGGAGAGCCAGCUGCUCCUGGCCACGGCGGAGCCCCUGUGCCUGGACCCGUCCAUCUCCGUCACCUGCACCGCCAACCGGCUGCUGUACAACAAGCAGAAGAUGAACACGCGCUCCAUGAAACGGUGUUUCAAGAGGCACUCGCGCGCGUCGCUCAACAGACAGCAGGAACUGUCUCACCUGCCGACCCCACCCCAGCUGCGUCUCUAUGACUACCUGCAGCGGCGGAAGGAGAGGCGCCCGGCCCCCGCCAUCGACCUCAAGAUCUCCAAGACUGGAAACUGUGUGGACAUGUGGAAACAGAACAGCUGCCAGCUGACUGUACCCAGGGAAAUAGAUGUGGAGAAGUACGCUGUGGUAGAGAGGUCCCUGCAGCUGGAGGACCCCCAGCCUGUGGUCAUCUGGCCCGCCGAGGAGGUGAUGGACGACUACACGUUUGAAUGUGAGGUGGGGGGCCAGGCCCAGAGGACCACGGUCUCCAUCUUCCAGUCGAUGGGAGACCCGCUGGUCUACGGCAAGAUCUACUGUGCCAAAGAACCAAAGACCGAGGACGACUCCUCGGACCUUAAGCUCAUCCACCCACCUUUCCUCAUAGGCUCAAAGAUUGAUGCAGACCGCUUCCUCACGCAGUACAAAGGAGUGUACGAGAAAGAUGUCAAGUGUGCGGUGAAGAUGUCCCAUAGCUCGGUCAGCUUGGCCCCUCCCUCUCCCAGCAAGGACACAGAGGGAGACGGCCUGUCUGCCAUGGUCCAGACGUCGGUCCUGGGUAAAGGGGUGAAGCAUCGGCCCCCUCCAAUCAAACUACCGUCAGGAACCAGCAGCAGCACCUCAGGUAACCUCUACAGCCCCCAGGCCACGAGCGGCCUCCUCAAGUGCCCCACGCCGCCUCCGGUCAAGAACCAGUCUCUCACCAGGAAGCACUCCCUGGAGCUGGGUCAGAUGGGCCUGCUGUCCCCCGCCGCCCUCUCCCCCAUGGCCUCCACCCAGAGGUCGGGCACCCCCUCCAAGCCCUCCACCCCCACCAACACCCCCUGCUCCACGCCCCACCCGCUGGACUCCCUGCUGUGCUCCCCCCUCUCCCUGGCCCCGGCGGGCCCCGACCACCCCCAGGGCCUGCUGCCCACCCAGGGCCCGGCCGCCCUGCUGGCCCCCUACGCCCAGCAGCAGCAGCAGCAGCAGCAGCAGCAGCUGGCCCUGAGCCAGUCGCUGCCCGUCAUGACCAUCCCCCUGCCCUCCAUCGCCACGGGGACCACCGCCCCCCCCGUCAUGGCGGGCCCGGCCGGCCUCAACUUCAUCAACGUGGUGGGCUCCGUCUGCAGUCCACAGACACUAAUGACCGGCUCCAACCCCAUGCUGGGCCCCAGCCUUAACCUGAGCGGGCUCCUGCCGGCGGGGGGCCUGAUGCCCGCCAUGCAGUCCACCCAGACCGGGAGCCCCUUUGGUCUGAACAGCAACACUGGGUUAGGACCUCUCAACCUGCUGCAGAUUCCUACGGGUCCUCUGAUCUUUAACUCACUGCAGCAGCAGCAGCUGCUGUCCCAGUUCUCUCCCCAGCAGAGCCAGUCGGCCACUUCCAGUCCCCAGCAGCAGGGGGAGCUGGGUGAACAGGAGCAGAGUUUGGCCAACCAACAAACGGCCGUUCUCAACCUUGGAGUAGGGGGCUUCAUGUCUCCACAGGGUGCAGUGCUGUCCCAGCUGGGCUGUGGGCGUGACAGGUCUAGUUCCCUGCUGGCUCCGCCCAGGCUUCAGCAGCAGCUCCAGCCUCACAUCCAAUUGCAAUUCUUGCGGCACCAAAUGCAGCAGCGAACGGCUUCGGCGGUGGCGGCGGCGGCCCGCAGGGAGGAGCCGGCGCCGCCGCCGCCGCCGCAUACCGCCAACCUGCCAAGAAGUAAGAGGAAGAGGAGCACGCCGCAAGCCAUGCCCAAGUGAUGAUGAUGCAAUCCCCUCCCCCUCCCGCCCUAUCCCCAACCCCAGCCCUGACAUCAUGAGGACAGACUGAUCCAAACCGCGGACCAACAGCCUCGCCGUGGAGACUGGAAGGCGGGGCAGAAAAAAAUACGUUUUGCUAAAUUUGUAUGAAUUUAUUUCUGCUUUUUUUUUAUUUUGUAGCUAUUGGAAAAAAAAAAAAGGAUUAUGUUUGGGAGAGACGGUCGUCGCACGGUGUUAAGGAACCCUUCCCCCCCGUGGUCAUGGAGGACGCUAAGGAUUUAGCUCUUGUUAUGACCACGAGCGGAGGCAC
This is a messenger RNA of Gadus chalcogrammus (walleye pollock), 3511 nucleotides long. RefSeq names its product SPT20 homolog, SAGA complex component (gene supt20h). Gene Ontology annotation, cellular component: SAGA complex. The transcript is spliced from 23 exons. Bases 691 to 3201 code for a protein of 836 amino acids. The record is from RefSeq and is a predicted model, not a curated record. Lineage: Eukaryota; Metazoa; Chordata; Actinopteri; Gadiformes; Gadidae. Gene Ontology annotation, molecular function: transcription coregulator activity. Gene Ontology annotation, biological process: regulation of transcription by RNA polymerase II.